GGAGGAAAUUUAAAUUUUGAAUACUUUUGAAUCGCCCUUCUUAUGGACAUUUAACAUUGCAAAUCGUUUCGAAUCGUUUCUUUUAAUCAGGGCCCACUAUUCCAAUCACCAAUAAUUCAAUAAAGAAUUUUUACGGCUACACCGCCACCUGGACUUACUCCUUAUACGCCGUUAAGAAUCGAAAAUUUCCGAUGAUUCCCAACUGCGAUUAAAUCUCUAGUUUUGGAAAGACUUCAUUUAUAAGAUAUUUUACACAUAAGACAACGAGUUAAACCCGAAGACAGGCUCGUGUUGACAUAACGAAGAUUUUUGAAAAUAUAAUCACAUACUGGCAACUUUGCAUAAACUACGGCUAACCUAAAUGUUAUCUCUGUAAUAUUAAUCAUAUAUUAAUUUUGUUCAUUGGAUGGCAUUUCCAAAUAUUAAACCAAAAUAAUUAAAACGAUAAUCAGAAUUUUAUCAAAAGAAAGAUAAUUGUUUUUUUUUUUUACUGCAUCAGCCAACGGCGAAAUUCAAUUCCCAGAUCAAAACAGUAUACAAAAUUCAUCAAAGAAAAGUGUGCUAUUCACGAUGAGUGUUGAUUCAAUUAAGCCUGCAAAUUAUGUUAAAUUUAUUUGGCCAGUUAAAUUUCUUACUGUUGCCAAUGAACUUUAUUCUGAUCAAUUUAAAAUUGAUAAUCUUGAAAAUGUUGUUUUUAGUAUUGGUUUAAAAUUUAAUGUUCCAUCAAACACCUCGAUUUGUCUAUGGGUAAAAAAAUCCAAUUCUGAAAUAGCUCAUGCUACUAUUAAUAUAUCAUUUGGAAAUACCAAAUCAACAGUCGAAGUUCUUGAUUGGAAAGACUAUUGCCAUUUUGAAAGUAUAAAACUUACUGGUGAGACCGUUACACGAAGAUUCACUGGGGACUGGCACGAAAAUAAUCAUUUUCACGAAACCAACAUUACGUGUGAAAUAUUCUGGAAAAGUAUCAUAAAAAAUCCACCUCACAAUAAUUUAUUCGACGAAAUGAAAAUUUUUUACAAUUCUCAAGAUUUCAGUGAUGUAACGUUAGUUGUUGGUAAGGUCAAGAUUCCAUCCCACAAAGUUAUAUUAUCUGCUCAUAGUCCAGUUUUUUCAAGAAUGCUGCAGUCGGAGAUGCGAGAAUCAAAAGAAAACAUUAUAAAUAUCAAGGAUGUCGACGCUGAAAUUAUAUUAGAAAUGUUGCAUUACUUUUAUAAAGGAGAAACUAAAGCGAGUCACGAUAGUGAAAUAGCUUUAAAAAUUCUUGAAGUCGCAGACAUGUACCAAAUUACAAAACUAAAAGAUAUUUGUGAAGGCACUUUGUUAUCAAAUAUGACUGUUGAUAAUGUUUUAUACAUCUUAGGUGCUGCAGAUGAUCACAACGCUGUUGAUUUACGUAGCAGUGCAAUGAAAUUUAUCGUUUGUAACAGCAAGAAAGUUUUUGCAAUCAGUAAAUUUAAAGAAUUUUUCUAUGAAAAUAAAAAGCCAGACUUAAUGUUCGAGCUCAUGCGUGCUGUUGGUGAUAAAUAAUGUCUGGUCUUAUCAUUUUAUUUUCUCUAUUCUUAUUAUAAAAAUUUAAUAUAACUAUUGCUAAAAGUUGUUUCUUAUUUCAAAAACUAAUAUAUUAUUGAUAAAAAUUAGUCAUUUAAAUAUGCGAACAUAAAUUACUAAACAAAAAUUAUAAGAAAAUAUUUAUAACUACAUUACUUAUGUAGUAUUUAAAUAAUUAAUAUUUUUGUAUGUUCCAUAGAAUAAAAUUCUUUUAUCUUAAAAUUUACUAA
Microplitis mediator is the source of this 1778-nucleotide messenger RNA. RefSeq lists its product as uncharacterized. The coding region runs from base 571 to 1527 and encodes 318 amino acids. The record is from RefSeq and is a predicted model, not a curated record. Lineage: Eukaryota; Metazoa; Arthropoda; Insecta; Hymenoptera; Braconidae. Gene Ontology annotation, biological process: proteasome-mediated ubiquitin-dependent protein catabolic process; regulation of proteolysis. Gene Ontology annotation, molecular function: ubiquitin protein ligase binding. Gene Ontology annotation, cellular component: cytoplasm. The transcript is spliced from 4 exons.